AUGAGAAAUUCAAUUGCUGGUAGAGUUUAUCACUGCGCACAUAGAGGUUUAAGGAAGUUUGGCCUUCCGUCUGCUCUUUACUCUCGUCAUAUUCAUGAAAUUCCAAUCCCAGCAUUCCCAAAACCUGGCUCGUACCUCGUUUUUGACAGCUUCAGAAAAUAUCCGCAGCACGGACUUUGUUUCCCGUCGAUUACCCUCCUCCGCCGUUUGCAUGUCAGUUGCCCUACUGAGCAAGCUUGCAAGGACUCAGUCGACGGUGAGCUCUGUGCUUUGUGCUUCGUAGAGAUUUUUCUGCGUACCACUUGUUUGAUAAUUUGUCUCAUUGAUGGUUUCUGCGAGAAUUUGAGUGUCAAAUUGGUUUUGCUUGGAUUUUCAUGUGUACGUAAAUCUUCAGAUGAGUCCAAUGGAGAAGUUGAACCAAUUGAUACGUGGGAGGAAGAGGAUGAAGCCGAGCCUGAGAUUGGUGAUGGAGGUGAUGGUGGUGGGAUCGUUCUGCAUAAUUGCCCUUGGGGCCAAAGGGCUCUAUCCAUAGCCCUAGAGUUACUGCAAGAUUUUGGUGAAGACAUGAAGAUUUAUGCAUUCAAAACUUCUCCUCGAGGGUACAUUUAUGUGAGACUCGACAAAAUUCCGAAUGAAUACGGGUGUCCGAGCAUGGAGGAGAUUGAAUCUUUCAGUCGAGAAUAUAAGAAAAAAUUGGAUGAAGUUGGUGCACGAGGAGAAAUCCCUGAUGAUUUAGCUCUUGAGGUGUCGAGCCCAGGUGCCGAUAGGCUGCUAAAAGUUCCGGAUGACCUGUUAAGGUUCAAAGAUUUGCCAAUGUUAGUCAGCUACAAGGAUAAUCCGAACACUAAAUGCCAAGAGAAAAAUGGAGUUUUCUUUCUUGACUCAAUUGAAACCGAAUCAAGAUGCUGCAUUUGGAAACUGGCAGACGUGAGGGAAAAUCUAGAUCCUUCAGCUAAGGGGAGGCCACUGAGCCUGAAGGUUGUUAUUUGGACGGCUUCUGUUUAUGACUGGAAUUAUGACUUGGGAUAUGAAGCAAGUUUGGUUAGAAUCUUUUGCCAGCAGGAUUUUUGA
Striga asiatica is the source of this 1071-nucleotide messenger RNA. The record is from the annotation of a GenBank genome assembly. NCBI's taxonomy places the organism in Eukaryota, Viridiplantae, Streptophyta, Magnoliopsida, Lamiales, Orobanchaceae.